Papilio machaon (common yellow swallowtail) is the source of this 988-nucleotide messenger RNA. RefSeq names its product collagenase. Gene Ontology annotation, molecular function: serine-type endopeptidase activity. Bases 49 to 918 code for a protein of 289 amino acids. Gene Ontology annotation, biological process: proteolysis. The record is from RefSeq and is a predicted model, not a curated record. The transcript has 5 exons. Lineage: Eukaryota; Metazoa; Arthropoda; Insecta; Lepidoptera; Papilionidae.
AGAGCGGCGGAAAGGCACUUCGGUAGGUUACCUAACCUAGACUACAGAAUGUGGGCGACGAUACUUUUGGUUGGUCUGGCGGUGUUCGCGGCGGGAGAGCCGUUGGGGCCCUCGCCCAUCACGCUGGAUUACCACGCCACAGUGGGAGUACCCGAGGCGAUCCGUAUCCGGAACGCUGAGGAGGCCAUGGACUUCGACGGCGGCCGUGUGGCCGGCGGCUCCACCGUUAACCUCGGCGCUCAUCCUUAUCUGGUGGGGCUGCUGGUGCAGCUGACGACGGGUCAGACGUCAGUUUGCGGCGCGUCGCUGGUGAGCAACACGCGGCUGGUGACUGCAGCUCACUGCUGGCGCGACCGCAGUAACCAGGGCCGGCAGAUGACCGCCGUGCUCGGAUCCGUGCGCCUGUUCAGCGGCGGCACGCGCCUAACAACCUCUAACGUCAACAUGCACCAGAAUUUCAACGUCAACAACCUCAACAACGAUAUCGCCGUCGUCGUCAUCCCGCGCGUCAAUUAUAACAACAACAUCAGAGCCAUCAACCUGCCGAGCCAGGCGAUGCAGAUACUGAACUUUGCCGGCUAUACGGCGCAGGUCAUCGGCUACGGUGUCACCAACGACUCGGAAGACAUAACGACAGGGCAGGUGGCGCGCCGACGCAACCUCGAGGUGAUCCGCAACGAGGCGUGUGCGCAGGCUUACGGCUUCAACGUGAUUGCGUCUACGCUGUGCACCAGCGGGCAGGGUAACGUGGGCCCCUGCGGCGGGGACUCCGGGGGUCCGCUUGCGCUCAACCUCAGCGGCCAGCGCGUGCUGAUUGGCGUGGUUUCGUUCCACUCUGCGAUGGGCUGCCGCGUGGGCUUCCCGGGCGGCUACGCUCGCGUCACCUCCUUUACGCCCUGGAUCCAGUCGCGUCUGUGAGCCGCGACCUGCACCACUUCAAUUGAUGAUACUUUAUGAAAAUAAAGCUAAUUAAACUGAUUCAUACCAA